Molecule: messenger RNA, 742 nt
Organism: Ilex paraguariensis (yerba mate)
Lineage: Eukaryota; Viridiplantae; Streptophyta; Magnoliopsida; Aquifoliales; Aquifoliaceae
Source: the annotation of a GenBank genome assembly
UUCCACUCCCAGAAGAUUUACUUACCAAAUUCUGUGAACUUAUCCUACUAUUAUGUGUAUAUAGAUUCUUUAGGGUUCUGCAAUGGCUGAUUCUUAUCGGUUAAACCCACCCACUACAAGGCCCUUCCAAUGAUAUCUCUGAAGGGAAUUGAAGUGAUUGCAGAAUCUAGUACAGCAACUUCAAUGUAAUGAUGUUCCAUCAGAGUCUGUGUUUUAACGAGAAACGUAACAAUGAAGGAGAAUUCAUUGCCAUCCAGAGCAUUAAAGAAAUCACCAAAUGUGCUUUGGAUGGUUCUAAUAUUUGCAGUUGUUGUGACUGGAUUUUACAUCCGCUUUGUAAGCUUCAACCAUGUAAUAAUGCCACUAAAACCAAAAGAAUUACCAAUUCCAGGGAGUACUGGGGCACUUUGUGAGCUUCCUGAAUUGCCUUCUGAAGAAAUUCGCUUCGUGCAUUUUCCUCGUCCGAGGACUUAUAGCAGGGAGGAAUGUGUGUGUAACCCAGUGAGGAAUUUCGUUCUGUUAUCCAUGCAGAGAUCUGGAAGUGGGUGGUUUGAAACCUUAUUGAACAGUCACCCAACAUUAGUUCAAAUGGGGAAAUAUUUUCUGUAAAGCACAGAAAAAGCAAUUUUUCAACUAUUAAAAGUACUUUAGAUACUGUCUAUAACUUAGAGUGGAUUAGUAGUGCUGCAAAAAAUGAGUGCUUGGGUGCUGUUGGAUUCAAGUGGAUGCUGAACCAGGUUUG